Xiphophorus maculatus (southern platyfish) is the source of this 1565-nucleotide messenger RNA. It is a transcript of the gene hddc2, whose product is annotated as HD domain containing 2. Bases 20 to 643 code for a protein of 207 amino acids. Gene Ontology annotation, molecular function: 5'-deoxynucleotidase activity. The transcript is spliced from 6 exons. Gene Ontology annotation, cellular component: cytoplasm. The record is from RefSeq and is a predicted model, not a curated record. NCBI's taxonomy places the organism in Eukaryota, Metazoa, Chordata, Actinopteri, Cyprinodontiformes, Poeciliidae.
CCGGGUAAGCAGGUAAAAGAUGGCAGCCCACAGUGAGAAAUCAGCCGGCAUGAGUAGUAUGCUGCAAUUUAUGAAACUUAUCGGACAGCUAAAAAGGGUCCCACGGACCGGCUGGGUGUACAAUAAUGUGAAGAAUCCUGAGAGCGUGUCAGACCACAUGUACAGGAUGGCGAUGAUGUCUCUGACCAUCACUGACCCCACAGUAGAUAGAGACAGGUGCAUAAAACUUGCACUUGUCCAUGAUAUGGCAGAGUGCAUUGUGGGAGAUAUUGCACCGUCAGACAACAUCAGUAAAGCAGAGAAACACAGGAGAGAGGAGGAAGCAAUGAGGCAUCUGUCAAGUCUGCUGCCGGACGGUCUCAAACAGGAGAUUUAUGCUCUGUGGGAGGAAUAUGAAUCCCAGAGCAGUCCAGAGGCCAGGCUGGUGAAACAGUUUGACCUCCUGGAAAUGAUCAUUCAGGCUCACGAGUACGAAGAGCUGGAGGGAACGCCAGGAAGGCUGCAGGAGUUCUUUGACUCCACCGCAGGUCGCUUCCACCACCCAGAUGUCCUCCAGCUGGUCAGCUCCCUAAACGAACAAAGAGGAAGGAGCGCCAAGGAGCUGAAGGAAUCACAGACCGACGGCCCAGAAUCUCAGUACUAACACGCAAUGUCACAAAUGUCCUGACUGCAAAUAAAGAGGGGAAAAAAAACCCCAAAACAUUUCUGUUGAUGGAUGGAGAAACCAGGAAGGAGAGAAGCCUGCAUGCACAAGAAGAGCCAAUCAGAGGAGGCAAAAAUCCUGCUUCAUCCUCUGUUCAGAUCAGCAUAUAAUGAAACUUUUGGGGGGGGGUUAGCAGAUUUGGAUUUACCACAAAUCAAAAUCAAGUUCAUGAUUUUUUUUUCUACAAAGGAGUCACCUGCAAAAUGGUGCCACCAUAGAGACUGCUGCUUUUAAUAUGGUCAAAUAUGUGCAGUAAUUUACUGGGCAGAAAGGAUUUUGUUCAGCUUAUUGUAGUAGCUGCUAAUAACAGUCGGCAAAAUGUGAAAGUGUAAGUUUUUCUGCAUUAUCUGUGAUCUUUUUUCAUAUAAAGAAAGGACUUUCCAACUGAAAGGUUUAUUGAUGAGCUUUAAAUACUUAAACAUGAUACAUAACAGGUAAAUCCAACGUCACAAAAGUUAUCUAUAAAAAAAUAAAUGUCAUAACACCAACGGUUUCUUCCAUAAUAUGGAGUUUUCAUGCAGAAUAUGCCUGGGAGGAACAGAACAGCAUACAAAAUGAAUUUGUGAAUUUUUUUUUUUUUUUUACAUGCUUCAGGAUACUUCGGUAAAUUUUGCAUUAAUUUCAUAUUUGCCGAGUUAAAUCAGGCUUGUACAUUCAGUGUCGCUCUUUUUACAUUUUCUUUGGGUUGACAACUGUUAACCGUUUAUGUAGACAUGUGAUUAUGGAGUCUUUUAUGGCUGUAUUUAUUACAUAAAUGCAAAUUGUACCCUUUGUAUUUUCCAUUAACACAAAACAUUACCUCAGACUCGACAAAUGACUCUUAGAACCUGAAUCCGGAUGAGAGUUCCAUAAAAAAAAAAAA